Clonostachys rhizophaga is the source of this 906-nucleotide messenger RNA. The record is from the annotation of a GenBank genome assembly. Lineage: Eukaryota; Fungi; Ascomycota; Sordariomycetes; Hypocreales; Bionectriaceae.
AUGUCAGACCCAGCUCAAUCCUCUGGCCAAACCUCCAAAGGGAAUCGGAUCGUAGACUCCGUGAGAAACAAUGCCCAGGAUGUCAUAAAGGAGGACUAUACCAAGGCUAAGACACUCGCCUUCGAAGCUGCCAAGAGCAGGGCCUGGCUCUACCCACUCAAGGGAAUCGUCUAUUUCGUUACCCAUCGCUCGUUAUGGAAACCAUUUGUUUCACGAUUACCCCAGUAUUUCGCCCUCUAUGGUAGCGUCCUAGCUGGCAUGUUCACCUUUUCCUAUCUCCCCCAGCUCGCCGUCCUUGUAUUCGUGAACGGUCCUAUCGCAGUGGUCAGCACCGUCCUUCUGGUCCUCAACGAAAGUACUGCAAUUGUCAACGGAAUUUCUCGCAACUUUCUUCUGGAAGAUGCCAUUCUCGACACCUUCGACGGCACAUUGCUCUCUCGAAACAAGGGGGAGAUUGUGAAGGAAGGGAGAGAGAUCAAAUCCGGCAGUGAUCCGAUUCAGAAACUCGGAAAGGCAUUGAAGAAACCAUUCGAGAGAUUCGGUCCCAAGGCAAUCAUUCGAUAUUUCAUGUAUCUGCCCCUCAACUUCAUCCCAAUUGUUGGUACCGUUCUCUUCAUCUUUCUUCAAUCGAAAGGGAGGGGCCAUCAAGUUCACAACCGGUACUUUCAACUAAAGAAGUGGUCUCCUUCGCAGAGGUCCCAGUGGCUAGGAAAGCAUGUUGGGCCAUACACUAGUUUCGGCUUGGUUGCCACACUAUUGGAAAUGAUCCCUGUGGCGUCCAUGUUCUUCACAUUCACCAACACCGUUGGUGCUGCCUUAUGGGCCGCUGACAUCGAAGCGAUGAACACUUCUAUGACCGAUGACACCGCACCGACUAUCCAAGGAUCGGCAAAUAAGUCUUCAUGA